ACAACAAUUCGUCCUCUAUCUAUAUCUACGGUGUUGUGAGUGGAACCAAGGAAGUGACGUUGCCACGGAAGAGCAUGGACCGAUUCGGUUUCUGUAUUUACAGAAGAGAGCUCUAACCGAGAAAAUUUACCUAGAGCCCACGACCUACACGCUGGUUACUGACAAACCGAAGGCGACUAGUCAUGACGCCGUUGUCACUGUACUUGUGUAGUCUGCUAAAAAAGAAUAAGUUGUUAAUUUGCUACAACUACUUACAUACGCACGGAACAUCACUACACCUCGGCGAUCGGGCGCCGCAGAAGACUCGACUCGCUCGGUUAUUGGAAAGGAAUUUCCGUGCAGUGUUCCGUGGUAGGGUCACCGGGAAGGUUUUGGCGCAACAAUCCGGUGCCAAAAACUAUAGAGAGGCUACUAUGUGUACCAGUUCCGCAAGUGGCCAGGACAUGACCAACUGGUUGUGGUCUAUUUACAACGAAACCAAAAAACAGACCGAAGCCUUGAUCCCAGUGAUAUCUAAGAACAGUGUGAACCCCAACACUAUCUUUGCCAAUAAUGAGAUGAGUCUGCACGAUAUAGAGAUCUAUGGGUUUGACUAUGACUACACUCUGGCCUUCUACUCCAGACACCUCCACACCCUCAUCUUCAACAUCGCACGGGACAUCCUCAUCCAGGAGCACAGGUACCCUGAGGGCCUGCGUGAGUACGAGUACAUCCCAAACUUUGUUGUCAGGGGACUGCACUAUGAUGUCCAAAAGGCAUUACUGAUGAAGAUAGAUGCCUUUCACUACAUCCAGUUGGGGACAGUAUACAGGGGUCUUCACCCGGUGCCAGACAAGGAGGUGAUUGCCAUGUACGAAGGCUGCCACGUUCCUCUGGAGAAUAUGAGUGACUUUUAUGGCAAGAGUUCCCAUGGCCACACUAUGAAACAGUUCAUGGAUAUCUUCUCCCUUCCAGAGAUGAACCUACUGUGCUGUGUUAAUGACUACUUUAUGAAGCACAACAUCGACUACGAGCCUGUGCACCUCUACAAAGACGUCAAGGCAGCGAUAGGAGAUGUCCAUGUGAAGGGUAUUAUGUAUCGAGCUGUGGAGGCAGAUAUGGAGAACUAUAUUUCCUAUGGGGAACAGACUCACGCUGUGUUGAAGAAGCUCUACGAGGAUGGCAAGAAGAUGUUUCUCAUCACCAACAGCCCCUUUGACUUUGUGGACCGGGGAAUGAACUACAUCGUGGGGAAGGACUGGAGAGAUUUGUUUGAUAUUGUCAUUGUGCAGGCCGACAAACCAGGCUUCUUCAACGACAGAAGGAAGCCCUUCAGACGAGUAACAGAUAAAGGGGUGCUGCAUUGGGACAGGAUUCACAAGCUGGAGAAGGGGAAGAUCUACAAACAGGGAAACCUAUACGAGUUCCUGAGACUCACUGGUUGGAGGGGGUCCAAGGUGCUGUACUUUGGAGAUCACAUUUACAGCGACCUGGCUGACCUGACUCUGAAGCACGGCUGGAGGACAGGAGCCAUCAUCCCAGAGCUGAGGAAGGAGAUCAAGAUCAUGAACACUGAGCAAUACGUCCACAUGAUGACCUGGCUACAGGGCCUGACUGGACUCAUAGAGCACAUGCAGGUCCACAGAGACCCAGCGUCGCAAGCUGUUGUCCAGGAGUGGAUCAAAGAGAGAGAAGCCAUGAGAUCGCAGACUAAGGACAUCUUCAACAGCCAGUUUGGGAGUCUCUUUCGAACGUACCACAACCCCACUUACUUCUCCCGCCGCUUGUCUCGUUUCGCUGACAUCUACAUGGCCUCCCUCAGCUGUCUGCUGAACUAUGACUUUCAGCACACCUUCUUCCCUCGCCGGACCCCCCUGCAGCACGAGUCACCCUUCUGGCCCGAACAGACCAGCGCCGGAGCCCUGAAGAUGCCCUUCAUACACAACAGGACCACGACUGAAGAGUAGAGAGGGGUAGGGUUUCAGUGUAACACUCCAUCCGGACCUGCUCAAAGUAGAGGGGGACGGGUUUCAUUGCGACCCACUCCGUCCGGACCUGGUCUGGACACAGAGCUUCCUGUGGGCCCUAUUCAGAGUUGAGAUUAGUGUGUGCACAACUAGUUUUGCGCCAAUCAUUCAUUCAUUCAUUCAUGUAAAUUGGAGACUGGCAUAAAAUUGUAAGUUAAGUGCAUUGUCUUCAAGUCAGAAUACUGUUCUGAGAUGGGUUCUGGACAUUGCUGACUUGGACUUCAACCGUUCAUUACAUAUUUAGGGCAUGUGGACAGGCCAUUCACUAGAUACUGUACAUUCUCCAUCUCAUAUGCUGGCUUUUUCACAAUAACUUGAAUACUGCUGCUCCUCUUUAAAAUCUUGUCAUGACAUCUCACUAUUACACGUGUAGGUUUCAUCUAUCUAUAAAGAUUUAGAACGUUAGAUAAUAUACAGUAAGUACAUACCCUCUUUAAUAGUUCUGCAAUGUUUCAAUGCAAUUCUAUUAUCGUUAAGAGAACCACUAACAGAGUUGCUUAGUAUACCAAACACAAAGUAUUAAGUUUGAUGAAUGUGCUUGACAGACAUACAGUAUGUAACCAAAUGGAGAUUUACUUAGAUCAGCAAGCUUUCACUUUCAUCCAAACAAUGUCAAAAUAUGUCAUUGUGAUCUCUAAUUUCUUAGUAAGUAUGUGUGGGUGUGAGGGAGAGAGCAAGAGUAUGAUUUGUCCGUACAGAGUGAAUAGUGUUUAUUUUAUAGCAGUCUUGAAAGAUGUCGGGGCAUUAUCUGUAACAGUCAUGGUAAUCCUACAUUUAUGUAAAUGUAUGAUAUGCACUUGUUAGUUAGCUGUGUAUUAAGAUGCUCUUGGCCUUUUUAACUAUAUACAGUAUCUGUAAAUAAGGGGAAGUUGGUUAUAAAGGGGUAAUAAGGGAUGACCACCUAAAACAGGUGGUCUCUGAACCUGUAAGCACAGAGAAACACAGACUCCUGAUAUUAUCCAGCACAGGAGUUUUUGUGUGGAGUUGAAUUGUUUGAAAAUAUGACAUGACAUUUUCGAAGACAUGCCUUACGCGUCUGUCACUAGAACUGCACUGUAGAUCAUAUAUUAGUGAUGCUUUAGUUUAGAAUAUAUUAUUCCCUGGUAAUAAGGGAGAUGGGCCUACCCUAAAAUCAUAUUUCUCACAAAGGCUUUAUUGUUAUUAGUAGUCCUUACUAGUUCAGGUACUAAGCACAUUAAUAGCACUCGGACACAACCGACCUAACUCAGUUUAUUUUUCAUAGAAAAGGGUAAUAUGCUGUAUUUCAUUGACAAAUGUAUUUAUCAUCGUCCAGUGUUGCUUGGCUAUCUUUUUUGUUUGUUUUCAUAAACAUUGUGCUUUAAAAAAUAUAAAAGUGUAUUCAAAUAAUUUAUUUUGCAUUGCAAUGUUCAGAAAUUAGAUUUAUUUGUUUUUGGGGGAAACGAACAAGAAAAUGACAUUGUUUAUGAUCAUCGAUGAGGCUUAAUGUUUUGGAAAUCUAUUGUUUGCGAUAUACAGUGUGGUCUGAAAUUAUUGACAUCCUUGAUAAAGAUGAGUAAAAAUGACUUCAUAAAUGAAUAAAUUCAAAUACUGAGCUAUAUUGAACAAAAAUAUACAUGUAACAAUUUUACUGAGUUACAGUACAUAUAAGGAAAUCAGUCAAUUUAAAUAAAUUCCUUAGGACCUAAUCCAUGGAUUUCACAUGACUGGGAAAACAGAUAUGCAUCUGUUGGAUAUCCAUCUACGUUUUUAAAAAUGUAGGGGCUUGGAUCAGAAAACCAGUCAGUAUCUGGAGUGACCACCAUUUGCCUCAUGCAGCGCAACACAUUUCCUUCACAAUGAGUUGAUCAGGCUGUUGAUUGUGGAAUGUUGUCCCACUCCUCUUCAAUGGCUGUACGGAGUUUGUGGAUACUGUCGGGAAAUGGAACACGCGUUCAUACACGUCGAUCCAGAGCAUCCCAAACAUGCUCAAACGGUGACAUGUCUGAGUAUGCAGGCCAUGGAAGAACUGGGACAUUUUCAGCUUCCAGGAAUUGUGUACAGAUCCUUGUGACAUGGGGCCGUGCAUUAUCUUGCUGAAACAUGUGGUGAUGGUGGUGGAUGAAUGGCACAAUGGGCCUCAGGAUCUCAUCACGGUAUCUUUGAGCAUUUGAAUUGCCAUAAAAUGCAAUUGUGUUUGUUGUCUAUAGCUUAUGCCUGCUCAUACCAUAACCCCUGCGCCACCAUGGGGCAUUCUGUUCACAAUGUUGACAUCAGCACACAGCUUGCCCACACGACGUCAUACACAUGGUCUGUGGUUGUGAGCCGGUUGGACGUUCUGGCAAAUUCUGUAAAAUGACAUUGAAGAUGGGUUAUGGUAGAGAAAUGAAAAUUAAAUUAUCUGGCAACAGCUCUGGUGGACAUUCCUGCAGUCAGCAUGCCAAUUGGACCGGUGUAAUAAUCAUGCUGUUUAAUCCACUUCUUGAUUUGCCACACCUGUCAGGUGGAUGGAUUAUCUUGCCAAAGGAGAAACGCUCACUAACAGGGAUGUAAACAAAUUUGUGUACAAAAUUUGAGAGAAAUAAGCUUUUUGUGUGUAUGGAAAAUUUCUGUGAUCUUUUAUUUCAGCUCAUGAAACAAACACUUUUACAUGUGUAUUUUGUGUGUUUAAAUUGUAUGCAAAAAAAAAGGGAAAUUAUACUAAUAAAAUUGCUCAGAGAAAGA
Messenger RNA from Salvelinus fontinalis (brook trout), 4688 nucleotides. Its product is annotated as 5'-nucleotidase domain-containing protein 3-like. NCBI's taxonomy places the organism in Eukaryota, Metazoa, Chordata, Actinopteri, Salmoniformes, Salmonidae. The record is from RefSeq and is a predicted model, not a curated record. The transcript has 14 exons. Bases 183 to 1946 code for a protein of 587 amino acids. Gene Ontology annotation, molecular function: 5'-nucleotidase activity.